Molecule: messenger RNA, 1428 nt
Organism: Lasiodiplodia theobromae
Lineage: Eukaryota; Fungi; Ascomycota; Dothideomycetes; Botryosphaeriales; Botryosphaeriaceae
Product: Autophagy protein
Exons: 2
Coding region: 1-1428 (475 amino acids)
Biological process (GO): autophagy; autophagosome assembly; late endosome to vacuole transport
Cellular component (GO): phagophore assembly site; phosphatidylinositol 3-kinase complex, class III, type I; phosphatidylinositol 3-kinase complex, class III, type II
Source: RefSeq, a predicted model, not a curated record
AUGUAUUGCCAGAAGUGCCGCACACCCAUCAAGCUCGACGGCUCACUGGAGGACCUAAAUCCCGCCGCCUUCAAGCUCCUCACAGACUCUACGACCCCCUCCGCACAGCAGCGACCUCUCUCCGUACACCAGUCCCGUCCCGCCUACUCGCAAGACCGCCGCGAUGCCUACGACCGCGUCUCCAGCCGAGCGUCGCAGCCAACCUUCCGCCGCAGUAUCCCCUCGAGCAGACAUGGCCGCGAGUCCCGGCAUCACCCGUCCAUGUCCUUCGUCAUGCUCACCGAAUCUCAAGUUGUGCCCCAAGCCCCGCACAUCGUGCCUGACGGUGGCCGCCCGGACAGUGCAGGACUCGACGGGGAUCAGAACAUGUCGGAUAAGAUGGAGACAGUGCAACGUUUAUUUGAAGUUCUGUCCGCCCGCUCGGAUAUCGAUCAGCCCAUCUGCGUCGAAUGCACCGAUAUGCUAGUCGAAGGGCUGCAGAAGCGGCUUGGGGCCGCCACAAAAGAGCGUGACGCGUACGUCGAGUAUCUGCGGCAGGCCAACGCGGAUAUACCCAGCGAGGAGGAAGUGGCGCUGGCGCGCAAGCAGCUGGAAGAUGCACGCGCGGCUGAGGAAGUAGCGAUGAAAGAGCUAGAGCGGCUAGAGCAAGAGAAGGCGGCGAUGGAUGAGGAGCUGCUUGCGCUAGACGCCGAAGCACAAGAGCUAGACAAAGAGGAGGAGGCGUUCUGGAAGGAACGUAACGCCUUUGCGGUCACGUUGGCGUCGUUCCAGAGCGAGCGUGAUCGUGUCAACAAUCGGUACGAUCACGACAUAAAGCAGGCACAGCGGCUGCAGCGCACCAACGUGUACAACGAUACCUUCACCAUCGGCCACGAUGGCAACUUCGCGACCAUUAACGGGUUGCGCCUAGGCAGGACGUCGGCAGUCAUGGUAGGCUGGGAGGAGAUCAACGCUGCGUGGGGGCAGACGUGUUUACUUCUGGCAACGGUUGCGGAGAAGGUGGGCUACACAUUCAAGGGCUAUCGCCUGUGUCCCAUGGGCUCGACUUCAACGAUCGAGAAACUCGACUUCCCUCCAUCCGCAUCUACCGAUGACGCAGCGCACCCGCCGAAGCCCAAGGUCACAGUGCUGGAGUUGUACUGCAGCGGUGACCUCCCACUCGGCUUGAAUUUCCUGCACAGGAGGUUUGACAACGCCAUGGUUGCUUUCCUGGAGUGCCUGCGGCAGAUGGACGAGUUUGGAUUCAAGCUGCCGUACACGAUCCGGAAGGACAAGAUCCGCGACGCGAGUAUCAAGCUCAGCUUCAACCAGGAGGAGACGUGGACGCGGGCAUGCAAAGAUACGCUUAUCUGCUGCAAAUACCUGCUUGCGUCAACCAGCGAUAUGGACCAGCGGCAGCGCAGCGCCACACCGACGACACGGCGAUGA